Molecule: messenger RNA, 1352 nt
Organism: Parathielavia appendiculata
Lineage: Eukaryota; Fungi; Ascomycota; Sordariomycetes; Sordariales; Chaetomiaceae
Product: NAD(P)-binding protein
Exons: 3
Coding region: 115-1032 (305 amino acids)
Molecular function (GO): oxidoreductase activity
Source: RefSeq, a predicted model, not a curated record
CCCGGGUCCAAGGAAGGGCUGAGAUCUCGGAUCUGUCCUCCCAGAAAUGCAGUGAACACCAUGUUUGGUCGUAUUUGAACUCAAAGGAGAAGCAGGAAAUUGUAUCUAACGACCAUGUCCGAGACAGCGAAGAGGCGAGUCCAGGCCAUCGGUAACCAGCUCGCUGGGAGCAGCAGCAUCCCGACCAUCGUCAAAGUCGCCCCAGCCGGACCGAGGGUCGCCGGCAAAGUGAUCAUCAUCACCGGCGCAAACUCAAUCCUUGGCAUCGGCCGCGCAGCCGCUCACCAGUUUGCAGAGCACGGGGCCAAGGCCGUCUACCUCUGCGACUACGACGGCACCCAUCUCGAGGCGCACAAGCGCGAGAUCAACGCCCUGUGGCCACAGGUUGAUGUCCACACGCGCCAAUUCGACGCCGCCGACGAGAAGGCGGUCAAGGAGAUGGUCGACGACGCCGUCAAGCGGUACGGCCGACUCGAUGUCUUCUUCGCCAACGCCGGCGUCGUCGGCCCACACGCACUAUUCGGCGACAUUGACGCCGCCGACUUUAUGGAUGUCCUACGGGUGAACUCUCUGAGCGUCUUCCUCGCCGCCAAACACGCCGCCCCCGCGAUGCAACUCACCUCCCCCUCCAAGUCCCAUCCGUCGGGCAGCAUCAUCGCGACCGCCUCGGUCGCCGGCCUGCGGUCCAACGCGGGCAGCACCCCCUACUCGGCCUCCAAGGCGGCCGUCAUCUCCAUGGUGCAGACGACCGCCUACCAGCUGGCGGGCUCGGGCGUGCGGGUCAACGCGCUCUGCCCGGGCCUGAUCGAGACGGGCAUGACGGCAGCCGUGUUCGACGCGGCGCGGGCGCGCGGCACCCAGGGCAAGAUCGGGCAGCUCAACCCGCUCAAGCGGGCCGGCCACGCCGACGAAAUCGCGCGCGUGGCGCUCUUUCUGGGGAGUGAGGAGAGCAGCUAUGUGAACGGUCAGGCGUGGGCGGUCGAUGGCGGUUUGAGUGCCGGGCAUCCGUACGUGCAGGGACGGUUGGGUUGAUUUGUGGACGACGGGUUGGGUAGUCGGUAAAAGUGCCGUCUACGAGUGCUGGGGUAUGCUAUGGCUUGCUAUAUUGUGGGAGACAGAUCAAUCUACUGUACUCCGUAUGUAUCAAUGAAGACCUUAGCUCCUCAGAAGUGAAUUUGGCCAUCUGCUCGAGGGAACCUGCAAUGUCGGUGUACUGAGGAAGGUUAGGUAGGGGUUUGUUUCCUCGUCGAGCUACGGCGUUCUGGCGAAUCCGCCUCGCAAUGCUGUACAGUAUCAAGGCGUCUUGGACCGAUCAUCAGCAAAUAUUGAGCGGCAGGAACAAAAAAUCAGGC